This is a messenger RNA of Archocentrus centrarchus (flier cichlid), 3955 nucleotides long. RefSeq names its product neuropilin (NRP) and tolloid (TLL)-like 2b (gene neto2b). The record is from RefSeq and is a predicted model, not a curated record. Gene Ontology annotation, cellular component: postsynaptic density. Bases 294 to 1940 code for a protein of 548 amino acids. NCBI's taxonomy places the organism in Eukaryota, Metazoa, Chordata, Actinopteri, Cichliformes, Cichlidae. The transcript has 12 exons. Gene Ontology annotation, molecular function: ionotropic glutamate receptor binding.
CAGAUCAUCCGUUUGUUUGACGUUACACUGAGAUGCGCAGGAACCACUUUCUUUGCCCUGGAAAACUGUUCAUUAAGCGAAGACCGAUGAUGAAUCAGAAGUUCAUCUGCUCGUUUUCGCACCAGCAGCCGCUCUCAUUUUGACCAACAGGAUUAGGAUGGAAAGGUGAAAGUUGGAUUUUUCCAAAUAAGUAGUUUUAACGUGUGCUAAUCCGCACCACUGAUAUAAACAGGGGAUGUGAGAGACACACAAGUUUGAAAGCAAAACUCAGGAAACGGAGCGCAGCUGCGAGGAUGAACCCAGUCUGGAUAUUUCUCCUGUUCAUUGAGGGGGGAUUUGCACUGGCACAAAAGAUUAAAGAUGCAAGUGCAGGAUCAAAAGCAGUUAAACCUUCUCAAUGUGGAAACUGGGUACGAACCACUGAUGGCGGCACCUUCAGUUCCCCAAACUACCCAAAUAUGUACCCUCCAAACAAGGAGUGCCUCUAUGUGCUGGAAGCCCUGCCUCGCCAGAGAAUAGAACUGCUGUUUGAUGAAGUCUUCCACAUCGAGGCAUCGUUCGAAUGUCGCUUCGACCACAUUGAAGUGCGGGACGGUCCCUUCAGCUUCUCACCGCUCAUCAAUCGCUUCUGUGGCUCAGCCAGUCCUGGACUUAUCCUGUCCAGCGGACGCUUCAUGUGGAUCCGCUUUUUCAGUGAUGAAGAGCUGGAGGGGACUGGCUUCCAGGUCCAGUACAGUUUUACUGCAGAUCCUGAAUUUCAUCUACAUGUGGGAGGACUUUUAAACCCCAUCCCAGACUGUCAGUUUGAGCUGUCUGGAGCUGACGGUGUGAUCCGUUCGAGUCAGGUGGACGAAGAAAACAAAGUGAAGCCAGACCAGGCAGUGGACUGCAUAUGGACUAUACGCGCCCCAACAAAGAACAGGAUUUACCUGCGAUUCUUGGAAUACCAGAUGGAAAACUCAAAUGAAUGUAAGAAGAACUUUGUGGCUGUUUAUGAUGGCAGUAACGCCAUUGAGGACCUAAAGGCCAAGUUUUGUAGUACAGUAGCUAAUGACAUUAUGCUGGACACUGGUGUGGGAGUAGUAAGGAUGUGGGCCGAUGAGACAAGCCGUCUCAGCCGUUUCCGGAUGCUGUUCACAUCUUUCGCUGACCCACCCUGUGUAGGUGGUGCAUUCUUUUGCCACACUAACAUGUGCAUCAACACUUCUCUGGUGUGCAACGGCAUACAAAACUGUGUCUUUCCUUGGGACGAAAGCAACUGCAAAGAGAAAAAGAACAAAAGUGUUUUUCAUCACAUCACAAAGACUCACGGGACAAUAAUCUGUGUGUCUACGGGGGUGGUGCUCUUACUCCUAAUUGUCUCCAUUCUGGUGCAAGUCAAACAGCCACGUAAGAAGGUGUUGGUUCGUAAGAACAACUUGUUUCCCCGCGCUGACCUCCAGGAGGUGUUUGACCCUCCUCACUAUGAACUUUUUAAUCUCAGAGACAAGGAGAUUUCUUCAAGAGACCUUGGCGAGUUGUCAGAGGAGCUCCAGUCCCUACAAGCGCUCAGGAGGUCCUCAUCAGGAUCACGCUGCAUUCACGAGCACCACUGCGGCUCUCUGGCCUCUAUCAACUCCAUUAAAGGCAGUCUAGGUGCACAAGGCCUGGGAAGAGGAUCCAUGGAGCUUCCACCUUUCAGAGGAGACUUCCAAAGUUCCUUACCUCCCCUAAGGGAUUUUAACAGCAGUCUCCGGAAGAAGAGCUGGCCUAGUAUGAAAUCAGGCCGAAUACAGGGCCAUCAUGGGAUGGGGGAGAGAGCUCUGGGACAACAGGACAGAGUUAUGGAAGAGGAUGAAGAGGAAGAGGAGGAUGGAAGGUAUGAUGUGUAUGUGCGUAGAGCAGGAAGCCGAAGAGGCUAUGAAAUGGCUCAGCAAAGAUCUCUGUCCAUGGACUUUUGAACAGAAAAUGCGAGAUCUGAAGUAGGGUAGGUAAACACUGCUGCAGACCUUUUCAGAUUUACAGGAAAGAGGAGGAAGAAGGAAAAUUAACUGUCUUUUGCCAGUUUUACACUGUCCUCCUUCUUACUAAGGUUGAAAAACAUAGGCUCUGUUAAGGAGCAACAUUCCAUGAACUUUUUAAAAGAUCCUCAGGCACUGCCAAAUCUGCUUGUACACUGAAAGAGCAAACAGGGAGCUCUUAUCAUAUAUAUGGCAAAGGUGUAAAAGUGAAAGUAGAAGACAAUGCUGUGUACUGUUGUUGUUUUUGAUGUACUCUGUUAAAUACAUUUAACUGUAAGGCAAAUAGAUGCUGUUGCAGUAUUUUUUGAAUCAGUGCAUAGAAGAAGUGUGAUUACAGUUUGCGCUGUCAAUGACAAAACUACUUUUUGCACCAUGGAGUCAGAAAAAGCCAGCUCAGAGUUAGAGUCAGUUUCAACUUUGCAGGAAGGAAGUGUGUGUUGACGUGCUGCGUUCCAAUGGCUACGCACAUGUGUUGUGAUCUUAAAACAGAAGUAUGCAAGUUGUUCUCUAAAGUUACCACAGAACUACUUACAUAACCUUGGAGCUGGCACGAACCUCAUUUAGAAAGCCUUGCAGUUUAGUCAGCAUACCUCUGCGAUCCAUUUGUCAUACUGAAAAAAAAUUCACCGGGCAGAUAAUUAAUGGAGCAACUAUGCACAGGCACAGACAAACACCUGACAGUGCACUCUCAGUGCUAGUGUGUAUGUGCGUGCUGUUAAUGGCAGUUACAUAAUUCUCAUCUGACAGGUGUAGUCUGAUAAAAUCAAGAUUAAAAUAUUGCGGUGAUAAAAUGUUUGGAUUCACUGGCUACUUUCUACGCAGAGCCAACACAAUAAAAACAACUGAUUAACAGUGUAACAUACUCUGUUUAAAAUACUUCCACAAGUUGUCCUUGUAUGUAGGGAAUAUGAAUUAUCAGCUGUGGUCAACAGUCUUCUUUUUUUUAAUCUCAAUAUCAAUGAAUAGGCAAAAUAUUUGUAACACUUCAGGUAAACCACUCCACAAAUAGGUCAAAACGUGCAGAAAAUGCAGGAUUAUCUCUGUAAAAUAACUCAACUCUUCGCUAUGUGAAAAUCGCUAAGCUUAAAAUCCAAGGUGUGUCAUGGAGCUAGCCAAUUUGAGCUUUUUGUGUGACGUAUAGUUACCACAGAAAGUACAAAGACCACAUUUGUUUUUUGUUUAUUUUAUUCCUUUUAAUUUAUUUAGGUGGAGGCCGAUCCCUUUUAAAUUAAAACUGUAAUAUACUGCAAACACUUGUGUUUUAUGAUAUCCAUCUGUCUUCUGCAGGUGAGUGCCUGACCUUCAGAAAAAGAACAAUGCACAACCAGAACUGAGCAUCAAGUUUAUUUUUAGAUUACAGUACAAUAGGUCAGGUGAUAACUUACAUUAGAGCAGCAGGUUGGCAUGCAGUCACUGAGAGUUCCCAGAGACAGAUGCAAGCUUAAAGAUGAUCAUGGGGUUUAGGGGACUUUAACAUGAGACUGUGCUGAUCUUGGACCUGCUGCACCUAUGUUUUUAUGCAUGCGUAAACACUCAUACAUCAGGUAUGCCUCAUGUGUGGCCUCAGUUGCUCAAAAAACUCUCAUUUUUACAUGAUAAACUAACAGUUGUGGUUUAACGGAGCAGACGCUCUGUCCAUUUUCCUAUCUGCAACAACUUAGUAUUCCUCAGUGCUCCAUCAUAUUGAACUCUCUAAUGUAGCUGGGAAAUGCUUCUAAAAAUACACACUGUGAAUGAGAUUGGGAAGAAUGAAGUCCAACACAUUUAGCAUAAUUCUUGUCUUGAACUACAGGCAGUGCUAGUCCAGAAUAAAAAGUACCUUACUGUAAUUGUAAAUAACGUCUUUAUAAAACUUUGAUAAAACAGCACAACAAAAGGUGCUAGUGCACUCUGACUGUUUAAUACAUGUCAACAUCAGCAGCUGAAAAUAAAAAUACAACAGCUUGUUUAAAGUC